Pungitius pungitius (ninespine stickleback) is the source of this 1228-nucleotide messenger RNA. RefSeq names its product NBL1, DAN family BMP antagonist (gene nbl1). The record is from RefSeq and is a predicted model, not a curated record. Gene Ontology annotation, biological process: animal organ morphogenesis. NCBI's taxonomy places the organism in Eukaryota, Metazoa, Chordata, Actinopteri, Perciformes, Gasterosteidae. The transcript is spliced from 4 exons. Gene Ontology annotation, molecular function: receptor ligand activity; BMP binding. The coding region runs from base 404 to 970 and encodes 188 amino acids.
AGCGCAGCAGGACCCCUCUCCGCCGCGCCUAAAACCCCGAUACACAGCUUCACAACAAAACACAACAACUUGGGAAGUGGAGGUAACGGGGAAUUUAUCACCGGACCGGGAGAGAACCAAAGGGGCGGGACGGCUUCGUGGCUGAUGGACUCGGUGAUGAAAAAACGCCCGUAACUAAUGCCGUGGUCUCCCAUCCUUCCCCCGUCCGACCAGCGGUUCUUUUUUUCUUCGUCUCUUCUUUCCGGAUGAUGUAACUUCUCUCUGACAGACCGGGUUCGGACGGAUCCACUGGAAGCGCAGCAGACGCUGAUAUUCCGACGCGUGCGAGUCCGCAUCCUCCCGGCGCAGGACCCUGUUUUUACGCAGCGCCCAGCGGGACGCUCCUCGGCGGGGAGGUGCAGUCAUGUGGCAGAGGAUUCAGAUUUGUUGGGCUCUGUUUGCACUGUAUUCAGCGGCACCGCCUGCACACAUCAACCGCCUGGCCCUAUUCCCUGACAAGAGCGCCUGGUGCGAAGCCAAGAACAUCACACAGAUAGUCGGGCACACGGGUUGUCAGCCUCGCUCUAUUCAAAACAGAGCUUGUCUGGGUCAGUGUUUCAGUUACAGCGUCCCCAACACGUUCCCACAGUCCACCGAGUCCCUGGUGCACUGUGACUCCUGCAUGCCUGCCCAGACACAGUGGGAAGUGGUGACCUUGGAGUGCCCGGGCAGCGAGGAGUCUCCUCAUGUGGAUAAGCUAGUAGAGAGGAUCUUCCACUGCAGCUGCCAGUCCUGCAGUAAAGAAAGUGGCGAGGACGGAGCGGUGAUGCAGCUGUACUCAGCUGACCACGUCCCGGACGCCCCGUCUCUGUCCGACACGCUCAUCGAUGCUCAGUCUCACCCUCUGCCCCCCGCAGACACGCACUCCAAAAAGCAUGUCCACCCACACAGAGACCAUCACACACUACCACACACAUCAGAUGGAGGAUAGGCACGACUUGUUUUCAUCACUCUGCUCCUCGCUCUGCUCCUUCACGGCAUCCUUCUGUAGUAUUGUAAAGGCACUUUCAAAAUAUGGCUUCAGGUCAGUCAAAACGUUUCUCUAAAAGCAUGUGCAUGCACACACACACACACACACACACACACACACACAUAUCAACUCGUACAAACACACCAGCCUCUUUCUUUUUGUUUUUUUUCUGACUUAACAAGCAAAUGUGUGCAUCCAGACGGUACAUGUCUGUUAAUA